GUUGGCAUCGUCGAGACCGACACUCAUUAACCCUCCUUACCGUCCUCGGCGCCGACCACCUUCAAGAUGGUGCGCCCUUCCGUCCGUCUUUCACAACCUCUGCGCCCGAGGCGGCUCGUCCAAAAUAUCUCCCGCCCACACCGCCAAACCCGCUUUGCUUCAAGCACUCCUGGAGGAAGCACCACUGAGACUGCCCAGAAGAAGGCUGAGGACGCGCUCGCGACCGCACAGAAGUAUGCUGGUCAAGCUGUGGAAGUCGGAAAGAAGUUCUUGGGUCCUGUAGGAGAAAGAAUUGGCAACAUGUUGGGAGCCUACCGCCAGCCUCUCCUGUAUAACUUCUCUGUUGCUCGCGAGUUCCUUAAGCAAGUGUACAUUGCUGAGCGACUUCAACCCCCCACUUCCAUGUCCACGAUCACCAACGCGUAUACUGCUCUUUGGUCUCGUGCACGCAACCCUGCGUAUUGGCGGGAAAUUGUCAGAACGGGAGAGUGGAGGAAGGUCGGUAUUUAUGCGGUAGAAGCAUACGGUAUCUUCAAGGUUGGCGAGAUUAUUGGACGCAGGAGUUUCGUAGGCUACAAGGUUGAAUAAUUUUAUGGCGAACGCUUGUCCGCGUCUUAAAAUACUCCUUGAACGGACUUGUUUACUGUGCAUUCGAUCAUCCAUUCAUCCAGGCGCGUAUGCCGUCUGUCACACAAUCAACAAAUCCCACCUGG
This is a messenger RNA of Somion occarium, 713 nucleotides long. Lineage: Eukaryota; Fungi; Basidiomycota; Agaricomycetes; Polyporales; Cerrenaceae. The record is from the annotation of a GenBank genome assembly.